AUGGCAACUAACUACGAUUGGGAAUUGCCGUUGUCAAGGCAACAAAAAAUUCAAUUGGAUAAAAGUAUUAUCGAUUACGUAACCUGGAAUUAUAAAGUGCUUGGUCAGCAAGAUCCGAUCGGAGAGACGGCACAUCAGCAGGAUCUGGUGGUUCGUGGUCUGAAGCUUCUGUUCACGAAGCAAGGAGAUGAGGGCGUCGAGGAGGGCGUCGAGGAGAAUAACGAUGAUGCCAUUAGGGAAGACGAGUUGUUGCUGCCCAAGAAAUGGAACUCGAUCGUACGGUUGCAACGUCGAAUUGUAGACAUGGAGAAAACCCAAAAGGAACUGAAUAGUCACAUUAUCUAUUUGAACAAAGUGUUUAAGGAAUACAAAGAAAACAACCAUGGUAAUAGCGUGACUAGUUUGGCCUCGAGGGACUGGCUCCCUUCGGAUUCGCCUUUUGGUACAAUCAUGCUAGACUCGAUGGUAACUGCUAUCAAAUUACAUCCAUAUCUUUCCAUGGUAUUCAUAGGAACGGAUUAUGGAAAGCUAUACGCUUACGAUAUAUUUACUAUGGAUCUACCAGUGGCUGUCAUACAGAGUCAUACAAAGUCAAUAACUUCUAUCGAUGUGUUAAAAGUACACGAUCCGGUGACAGACACCGACUCUCUCUUGAUAGCGGUGGUGUCAAAGGAUUUGGUUCUUAAAAUUUAUAAUUUCAAAAAUAAUAAUAGUUUCGUUUUAGUCAGAUCAAUGAAAAGUCAUUCACAUAUCAUCUCAGAUGUUAAGAUAUGGUUGAACGAAAACAACAACAUCAUUGAGUAUAAUAACAAAAUUCUGAUAGCGACUUGUUCCAGAGAUAAAACUGUAAAAAUUUGGGAUUAUGAGAAUUCCUUUGUCAUCAACACAUUGGAAUUACAUUCCGAUUGGAUCAGGGCGUUGGAUAUACUUGGAGAUUAUCUGUUGACUGGAUCGCAAGAUACCACUUUAAGAUUCACACAUUGGCCCACCAAUACAGGUCUAUCGAUAGGUGAAGGUCAUACUUUUCCAAUUGAAUCGGUUAAGUUUAUACCUAUAGUGGGGAAAGAAAUAAAUGCAGUUAUUGAGGAAGAGGACAAAAAUUCACCUUCCUCGCAAACGCUGAUGGAAAUUGAUGAAGAAUACAAAACGAUGCUAGGAUUCAAAUAUUGUGUUUCUGCAUCAAGAGAUAAAACCAUUAAAAUAUGGCAAAUUCCAAUACCAAAAUUUAUAGGUAAUAACAAGAAUAAGCCAUUAGUCAAUAAUAUGAGUUCGAAUUUUAAAUGCAUACUGACACUAGUUGGUCAUGAAUCAUGGGUAAAAGAUUUAAAAAUUAGAGGUCGUUAUUUAUUUUCAUGUAGUGAUGAUAGUACCAUUCGCUGCUGGGAUUUGCAUACUGGAAAAUGUCUUAAAGUACUGAAAGAUGUUCAUAAUGCUUUCAUCACCUGUAUUGACGUUGAUCCUCUGAGUGAUAAUAAAAGUGAUUCGCUGGAUAGAGAGCUCAUGGUUAGCGGUGCGGUAGAUUCAACAUGCAAUAUUUUACUGAAAUAG
Tetrapisispora phaffii CBS 4417 is the source of this 1548-nucleotide messenger RNA. RefSeq names its product Pac1p (gene PAC1). The transcript has a single exon. Bases 1 to 1548 code for a protein of 515 amino acids. Lineage: Eukaryota; Fungi; Ascomycota; Saccharomycetes; Saccharomycetales; Saccharomycetaceae. Gene Ontology annotation, molecular function: protein binding. The record is from RefSeq and is a predicted model, not a curated record.